AUGACUACAUCGUCGACACAAGUUAGUUCUGUGCAGACUUGUAUUUGUAUGUAGGUAUUGUACUUACUCCAACUUGUAUUUGCAGCUUCACUGCCCUGCCCACUUCAUCAUCCACAAUGGCCCCCACCAUCUCCGAAGUCACCAGCAAGUACCGACCGGAGUUUGCGUACUAUGAAGAUCUAUACAAGUAUUUUCACGCUCACCCUGAGCUCUCCAAUCAAGAGAAAGAGACUGCUGCCCGGAUCAUCGAAGAACUGAAGAAGAUCUCGCCCGACUUCGACAUCCGCCCGAACAUCGGUGGAUAUGGAAUUGCUGCUCUCCUCUCCAAUGGACCAGGCAAGACUGUACUGCUUCGUGCCGACUUCGAUGCCCUCCCAGUAGAAGAACGCACUGGCUUGCCAUACGCUUCCAAAGCCCGUCAAGUCUCCGCCCAAAACGGCCAAGAAGUCCCCGUCAUGCACGCCUGCGGCCACGACAUGCACAUCACCUGUCUCCUCGGCGCAGCCCACACCCUCAUCUCAGCCCGCGAGCACUGGACCGGCACCCUCCUCCUCAUCUUCCAACCCGCCGAAGAACGCGGCACAGGCGCCCGCGACAUGGUCAACGACGGCCUCUACGACCCAAACCGCCACGCAGUCCCCAUCCCAGACAUCGUCCUAGGCGCCCACGUCGUCCCCUGGCGCUCCGGCGCCCUCGGCACCCGCCGCGGCCUCAUCGCCACCUCCGCAGACUCCAUGCGUAUAACCCUCCACGGCCGCGGCGGCCACGCCAGUAUGCCUCACCGCCUUGUCGAUCCCGUCAUAAUGGCCGCUCAUACAGUCCUCAAACUCCAAACCAUCGUCUCUCGCGAAGUCGACCCGAUGGAUUCCUGCGUCGUCACUGUCGCCAGCGUCCAAGCAGGCGAUACAGAAAACAUCGUAGUUGACGACGCUAAAAUCUCAGUCGAUAUCCGAGCCGUCGAUCAAAACACUCGCGAACACGCCCUCGCUAGUGUUCGCAGAAUCGUCAAAGCAGAAUCAGAUUCCCUUCGAGGCGUGAAAGAUCCUACAAUCCUAAUUACACGGGACUUUCCUUUAACGAUCAACGACGAAACCAUAACUGAAGUCCUGGAGAAUAAUUUCACGGCUCACUUCGUUGAUCCUGCUUCGAAAGAUAUCAGCCAACAGGACAUUCAAUAUACGUCUUGCUGCGCUAAACUUUCUGGAUCGGAGGAUUUUAGUAUCUUGGGUACGGCAGUGGACAGGCCUACGAGUUUCUUCAUGUAUGGAGGAACGCCUCAUGAGUUGUGGGAUGAGCAUGAGAAAGCUGGAACACUCUCGCACGGAAUUCCGGUGAAUCAUAGUGGGCUGUUCGCGCCGCAGAUUCAGCCCACGAUGAAAGUGGGUAUGGAAGGAUAUAUUGUGGGUGCAUUGAGUUGGUUGGCGAAGACGGAAUGAGCGCGGCAAGGGAAUGAAUGCAUGCUGGCAGGAGGCAACAGCGAAGAAGCAGCGGGAGAAAAGUCUGGAAGUGUCUCGAUCAUCGCCAUUGAAAUGUUAUCAAAUCUAUGCAGAACAUCCGUUUAUAUAUCCCGAACAGACUGUAUCCCGUUUAUAGUUGAUCCAACAGACCCUCGGCCUCCAACAAAAGCACAAUCUGGUGCACAGCAGUUCUCACGUUAAUCUUGGUCAAAUCAACAGUGAGAUCUGCCUCCUUCUCUUGUGGCUCCUCAUAUGGGUCGUCAACACCAGUGAAACCCUUGAUCUCGCCGGCGCGAGCCUUGGCGUAGAUACCACGGCGAUCUGUCUUCUCGGCGUGCUCGAUGGGAGUGG
This is a messenger RNA of Cercospora beticola, 1808 nucleotides long. RefSeq lists its product as uncharacterized. Lineage: Eukaryota; Fungi; Ascomycota; Dothideomycetes; Mycosphaerellales; Mycosphaerellaceae. Gene Ontology annotation, molecular function: hydrolase activity. The record is from RefSeq and is a predicted model, not a curated record.